Amblyraja radiata (thorny skate) is the source of this 4529-nucleotide messenger RNA. It is a transcript of the gene cyp8b1.1, whose product is annotated as cytochrome P450 family 8 subfamily B member 1, tandem duplicate 1. The transcript has a single exon. The record is from RefSeq and is a predicted model, not a curated record. Lineage: Eukaryota; Metazoa; Chordata; Chondrichthyes; Rajiformes; Rajidae. Gene Ontology annotation, molecular function: heme binding; iron ion binding; sterol 12-alpha-hydroxylase activity. The coding region runs from base 63 to 1586 and encodes 507 amino acids.
GCCACGGAACACAUCGCCACAGUGUCUGGCUAGAGGCUGGAGAAGUCAGUGUUUUCCAGACCAUGGCUUACGCGCUGAUUGUCCUAUGUUGCUUGGCCACUCUUCUGGUCGCCCUCCUUUACCUGCUGGGUGCUUUCAGAAGAAGGAGAGCCAACGAGCCGCCUCUGGACUCGGGUUACCUGCCAUGGUUGGGCCACGUUCUGUCCUUUCGCAAGAACACAGCACAGUUCCUGCAAGGGAUGCAGAAGAAACACGGGGAUAUAUUCACGGUCCAGAUAGCAGGCUACUACUUCACUUUCGUGAUGGACCCGUUGUCCUACGGAGCCGUGGUGAAGGAGUCAAAGUCGAAACUUGACUUCGAGAAGUUCGCGGUGGAGUUGGUCGCCAGGGUCUUCGGAUAUCACGCCAUGGAGUGUGACCACAAGAUGCUGGAGGCAGUGAGUAACACAUACCUCAAGGGCGACGGGCUGGUUGACUUGACCGAAGCCAUGAUGUUGAACCUGCAGAAACUGAUGCUUUACCAGACCACGGGCGGUGCCGGGGAAUGGAAGCAAGACGGGCUGUUCCAUUACUCCUACAACAUCGUGUUCAGGGCGGGCUACCUCGCUCUGUUCGGGGUAGAGCCGCCCAAGGGCGACCAGGAGCAUGCCAAGAAGGUGGACCGUGAACAAACGGAUUACAUCUUCAGCAACUUCAGAAAAUACGACCGACUGUUCCCGAGAUUGGCUUACGCCGUGCUCCCUCCCAAGGACAAACUGGAAGCCGAGAGACUCAAGAGGUUGUUCUGGGAUCUGUUUUCGGUGGAGGGGAUGAGAGACCGGGAGCAGAUCAGCGGCUGGGUCUCGGAACGCCAACGCCAGUUGUCUGAACAAGGUGUGCAUCGAGACAUGCAGAGUCGUUACAUGUUCCUGUUGCUGUGGGCAUCUCAGGGCAACACCGGCCCAUCGGCUUUCUGGCUCCUCUUGAGCCUCUGCCGCUGCCCCGAGGCAUUGAGGGCGGUGCGGGCUGAGGUGGACGAUUUGCUAGCGGAGACCGGCCAGCGAGCGGUGGCGGGAGGGCCGCCCGUCAGCUUGACCCGAGACAUGCUGCUGAAGACCCCGGUGUUGGACAGCGCGGUGGAGGAGAGCCUGCGGCUCUACGCCGCUCCUAUGUUGAUCCGGGCCGUGUCUCAGGACAUGGAGCUGGCGAUGGCAGACGGCCGGCGCUACUCGCUGCGAAAGGGAGACCGCCUCGCUCUCUUCCCUCACCUGUCGGCGCAGAUGGACCCGGAGAUCCACCCGCGGCCGGACUCCUUCCAGUUCGACCGCUUCCUCAACACGGACGGGACGAGGAAGACCGACUUCUACAAGCGCGGCCAGAAGGUGAGGUAUUACAACAUGCCGUGGGGAGCCGGCGUCAGCAUGUGUCCCGGCCGCUUCUUCGCCACCAACGAGCUGAAGCAGUUCAUCUUCCUCAUGUUGUGCUACUUCGACUUAGAGCUUCUUAACCCCGAGCAGGAGUUCCCUCCCAUCGACAUCAGCCGCUGGGGUUUUGGUACCACACAGCCACAGUACGACGUUCAGUUCAGAUACCGCCCAAGGGUUUAGCUAAUUAAUUGCUGAAACUUCUCCACAACACACACACACACACCCGUUACAUUCACCCAAGUCAACGCUUAAAUCCUUUAGCAACUUAAUCACACAUACAUUAAUUCGAGAGAAUGAUAGAUUUCGGGAUAUAGAUUAUUAGGGCGGGAACAUGGAGCCGAAGCUGUAUGUAAUAUAAGCAUGUAAAUGCUGGUUUACGAAAACAAUUGUCAUACACAUCAACCUCCAAAAUCAGGAACCUAAAGUACUAGAAGGAAGGUCCAUUGUACAAAGGUUUGAUGUUUACUGGAAAUCGUUACAAUCCGAUGCAGUUAUACUGAAGUAGACAAAAAAAAUACUGGAGAAACUCAGCAGGUGAGGCAGCAUCUAUGGAGAAAAGUAGUAGACGACGUUUCGGGUCGAGACCCUUCUUAAGACAUCGACCCGAAACGUCGCCUACUUUUCUCCAUAGAUGCUGCCUCACCCGCUGAGUUUUUCCAGCAUUUUUUGUCUACUUUCGAUUUUUCCAGCAUCUGCAGUUCCUUCUUAAACAGUUAUACUGAAGUCACGUUAUGAAGUAGCAAACAUAGACACCAUGGAAUACUGCAGAUACUGGUUUACAAAAAAAGAUACAGGGGCAAUAGACAAGGAUGUGCUCCAUCACCAAUGUUAUUUGCCCUUGCCAUAGAACCCCUAGCUGAAAGUAGUAGGGAAAAGUACAUCCGGGCAUUCACGGUUAUAACACUAAACAUACCAAUAAUAAGAUUUCGUUAUAUGCAGACGAUGUACUUUUAUAUAUUACCAACUCUCAAGUCAGUAUCCCAAAUAUAUUAAACUUCAUAGAACAAUUUGGUUCCUUCUCAGGGUAUAGAAUAAAUUGGAAUAAAAGUGAAAUUAUGCCAAUAAAAGCUCAAGACCUCUCACAUCUCCUAUAAUUUCCCUUUAGAAUUGCCACUGAAAAAUUUAAAUACCUUGGAGUUUACGCGACUAGAAAAUAUACUUCUCUAUUCCAAGCAAAUUUUCCACCAUUAAUUACUAAAUUAAAUGCCCUUAUUCAAUUUUGGAAAACACUUCUGAUUUCCCUUAUAGGUAGAGUAAAUGCUAUAAAGAUGACUUUCCUUCCACAACUCCUUUACCUAUUUCAAUCAAUACCGAUUUAUCUCCCUAAAAGCUUUUGUAAAAAACUUGACUCUGUGAUUACAAACUUUAUCUGGGAUUAUAAAUCUCAUAGAAUUCAUAAACGACAUUUAUGUAAACCUAAAGAAAACGGUGGACUGGCUCUCCCCAAUUUUCUUUUCUAUUACUGGGCAACUAAUAUUAAAAAUUUAAUCUACUGGAUGGAUGAUACAUGUCAACAAGUAAACUGGUUAAAAGUGGAGAGGGAAGAUUGUUCGCCUUUCAAUAUAGGCGCGAUUCUUCUUUCUCCAAUACAUCUGAAUAAAUCAAUGUAUGAGAAAAAUCCGGUAAUUCAUGGCACCCUACGAAUUUGGAAACAGUUGAAAUCAACUCUCAAAUUGAGAAAUUUCUCUCUCCUUUUACCAAGCGCCAACAACCCCUCGUUUAAACCGUCUACUUUAGACAAGGCGUUUGUACAAUGGGAAAACUUAGGAGUCAAAACACUGGGAGAUCUUUAUGAGAAGGGGAUCUUCCUCUCGUUUCAAGAAUUACAGGUGAAAUAUCAUUUGAAAGCUAGUAAUUUUUUUAGAUAUCUUCAAAUCCGAGACUGAAAACACACACGCAAGACUGUCAUUCUAUGUGCCCAGAUAUAUUAGACGAAUGCAUGAAUAGAAAGGCGGAUACAAGUAAGUUAAUAUCCUAUAUUUACAAUACCCUUUUAACUGCACAUAUCCCACCUGAAAUAAUUAGGCGAGCAUGGGAAGGUGAAUUGGGUUUAUCAAUUUCAAAGGAUAGUUGGGAGGAAAGCCUUUUAUACAUACAUUACUGCUGUCUUAAUGUUAUGCACUUUUUGAUACAAUUUAAAAUACUGGACAGACUUUAUUAUUCAAAGUCUAAAUUGAACAAGAUCUUCCCAAAUGUCUCUCCUAUUUGUGAUAAAUAUCUCCUCCAAGAAGCGACUAUAACCCAUUCUUUUGCUUCCUGCACAAAGUUACAAAACUUCUGGAGGGGAAUUUUUGAUACCUUUUCCAAAAUACUUAAAAUUAAAUUGGAUCCAGAUAUAAAACUGAUCAUAUUAGGUAUGUCAGAGGCCUGUUCUAAGCUAACGAUAUUUCAAAGACUUUUCCUCAACUAUGGCCUAAUAAUGGCGAAAAAAUUAAUGCUUAAAUUUUGGAAACAGACAACAGUCCCCACAGUGAAGAUGUGGAUUACAGAUAUGUCCGAGACACUACACUUGGAAAACAUCAGGCUUGUCUUGGCGGAAAAACCAGAUGAAUUUCUUAAGACAUGGACACCCUUUACUGAAUUUUUACAACAAUAGAAUGGUGAAACAUAAAUUUAAAUUUAAAUCCGAUACUAUGUUGGGUGAGGGGGGGGGGGGAGGGGUAAGAUAUAUAUCUCCAUCUUUUCUUAUUCCUCUUUCUGCUGCACUGCUUUGGUAGCUCAGGGGACUUUUUCUCAUUCUUUUCUAUUCUAUCCUUUCACUUUUUCCUUUCUUCUUUUCUUGCUUUCCCUUUGUUUCCUUUUUCCAUUUUUUAAAUUUAUGUUAUAAGGUUAAAAAUGAAGCUGUACAAUAAUUGUAUAAUUCUAGAUGCCGAGCGUUUUAUCUUUGUACAAUUGCUAAUAAAAUAAAAAAUUAAAAGAUACAAAGUGCUGAAGUAAGGAAUUUGGGGGUGGGGUGGGUAGUAGUUGCGCAGACCAGAUAAUCAUGCAGAGAGUGGUCUCAGCAGAAAGCAGGGUACGUUGGAGGGGAGGGGCGUAAAUGUGACUUUUGGUGGGAUCUCUGAUUACACAUUGAUUGUAUUUGAUUAAUGAUAAAUAAAUAAUCUUUUUCCUUCUAACUGAAAA